Stereum hirsutum FP-91666 SS1 is the source of this 1356-nucleotide messenger RNA. Its product is annotated as 40S ribosomal protein S2. Gene Ontology annotation, molecular function: structural constituent of ribosome. Bases 73 to 972 code for a protein of 299 amino acids. Lineage: Eukaryota; Fungi; Basidiomycota; Agaricomycetes; Russulales; Stereaceae. The transcript has 4 exons. The record is from RefSeq and is a predicted model, not a curated record. Gene Ontology annotation, biological process: ribosomal small subunit assembly; cytoplasmic translation. Gene Ontology annotation, cellular component: ribosome; cytosolic small ribosomal subunit; 90S preribosome.
CGUGCUGAACAUCGACAGAAGGAAUCCUCGGCAACACAGGCGUCGAGCUCAAAAGGUUACUCAUAGCCCAUCAUGUCUUCAAAACUUCCCUCUGUUCUCAGCGCGACUGAGGAGGAGAUUCAGAUGCUCCUCGCUGCUCAAUGCCACAUUGGCACGAAGAACUGCGAUAAGCAGAUGGAGCCUUACGUCUGGAAGCGAAGGUCUGACGGUAUCCACCUCAUCAACAUCGGCAAGACUUGGGAGAAGAUCGUUUUCGCUGCCCGUAUCAUUGCCGCCAUCGAGAACCCCAACGACGUCUGUGUCAUCUCUGCGCGCCCAUAUGGCCACCGUGCCGUCCUCAAGUACGCUUCGAACACCGGCGCCCAGGCUAUCGCUGGCCGAUUCACCCCCGGUAGCUUCACAAACUACAUCACCCGCUCGUUCAAGGAGCCCCGCCUCAUCAUCGUGACCGACCCCCGCGUUGACCACCAGGCCAUCCGUGAGGCUUCCUACGUCAACAUCCCGGUCAUCGCCCUUUGCGACACCGACGCUCCUCUGAAGUUCGUCGAUGUCGCUAUCCCUACGAACAACAAGGCCCGUCACUCGAUCGGUCUCGUUUGGUGGUUGUUGGCCCGUGAGGUUCUCCGGCUGAGGGGAACCAUCCCUCGCACUCCCGACGGCUGGAAUGUGAUGGUGGACAUGUUCUUCUACCGUGACCCUGAGGAGGUCGAGAAGCAGCAACAGGAGGAGGCUCAGGCUAGGGCUGCUGCGUCUGGCGAGGCUGAGGGAGAGGCUGCCGGUGUCUCAGAGUGGGAUGUUAACUCUGCUCCUCAGGCAGGUGGCAUCAACCCUGCUGUCGUGCAAGAGGGUGGUGCCCUCGACUGGUCUGCGGAGCCUGCUGCGGGCAACACCGACUGGUCAGCAGAGCCAGCAACUACUGGUGCUGGUGGGUGGGGUGCGGACGCCCCACAGGCGUCGACUGGCUGGGAUUAAACGCGGUCACGAGGUUGUUGUAUUUUUCCCUACUUUUCAUGCCUCUGCUUGCGCCUCCUCCUUAUGCCGCAUAUAUGUCAACCAAAAGCCUACCCAUGCCAACAUGACAUUUUGCUCGCGCCGUCUUGGGUUUUGAUCUGAAUGGGUUGUGCAAUCCAGGCUAGUGUCGGAGAACGAGCGUGCUUCAUUCCGACCCGCCUUUAUUCUGUCGUCUUCCCAUCGGGAUACUGUUGGUUGUGAUGUCUGCUCUGCCAACUGCUUCUUGCUUUCUUUCGUAUGUUCUUCCACUCCACCUGGUUUACCUUCGAGGCAAGAUCUUCGUGAGUUGUCAGUAUUCGGUCCAUAAUGCAAUAUACAGCCGUCCUCUGAGAGUAUCCUAGGACG